AUGGAGUUUAUUGCCAAGCCCUGUGCCAUAAACCUUGGCAUCCAGGACAGUGGACCUCACAGAGCCCAGCCCAAUGCAAUCCUAGAGAAAGUGUUUACAUCCAUCACCAAGUCUCCAGAUGCAAAGAGGUUGGAAGGCCUGUCCAAGCAGCUGGACUGGGACGUGAGGAAGAUCCAGCGCUGGUUCCGGCACCGGAGGAACCAGGACAAACCCACCACCCUCACCAAGUUCUGUGAGAGCAUGUGGAGAUUUACAUUUUAUUUAAGUAUAUUUUUUUAUGGAAUCAGGUUUCUCUGGACGGCCCCCUGGUUUUGGGACACACGACAGUGCUGGUACAACUACCCUUUCCAGCCUCUAACAUCCAGGCUUUAUUAUUACUAUAUCUUGGAGCUGGCCUUCUACUGGUCCCUCAUGUUUUCUCAGUUUACAGACAUUAAACGGAAGGACUUCCUGAUCAUGUUUGUCCAUCACUUGGCCACGAUUGGGCUCAUCACCUUCUCCUACAUGAACAACAUGGUGCGGGUUGGGACCCUGGUGCUGUGUCUCCACGAUGCCUCAGAUUUCCUCCUAGAGGCUGCAAAGCUGGCCAACUAUGCCAAGUACCAGCGGGUGUGUGAUGCUUUCUUCAUGCUCUUCGGGGUCGUGUUCAUCGUGACACGGUUGGGCAUUUACCCUUUCUGGUGAGUGGGGUCCUGUUUGUUCUCCCACUGCCUCUGGAGCUGUUUCUGUAUCCUGAGUUCUACACCUUUUUCCCUUUCCUUGGUUCUCUCCUGUCCAGGUGACCUAGCCAGAGAAAGGACUCUAAGCUCUGUCUUCUUCAUUCUUUUCUCCUUUUCUCUGUGCCAGAUUGGAGCUGGACAGUUCCACCCUUUGCAUGUGUCCAAGGACGACCGCAGUGACGUGGAGAGCAGCUCUGAGGAGGAGGAUGUGACUUCCAACAGCACAAAAGGAGUCUUCAGCACUUCCAGCAACGGCUCCAACCGCCUCAACGGCCACGUGGCCGGCGGCCAGUGGACAGGGGAGGAGUAAGGCCCUGGGCUGGCCCUGAGCAAGCAUGGACUUCUCUUUCAAUUAUCUAGUUGUGUUGAGCUCCACAUUCCCAAGUGAUCUUUAAUCAAAACAAAAAAAAAACAACAACAACAACGAACCCCCUUCCCCAGACACCUCCAGCAAAACCCCGACCGGUCCGAGGGACGAAGCCGGGGCGAGAGAACAGAGCUGCAGGUUCCACCUCGAGCCACUUUUGUGCUUCAAAAGCACAAGAAAAAAAAAACAAAACACAACCCCAAGUUGUUGAACCCCGAGAGUUCCUGUUGAUGUCUGCAGAGGUGUCUUUUGUUUGGUUGGUUUUUCACUGGGAUCAAACUCGAGGCAAGAGCGGGUUUGGACGGGGCCGGUCCAGAAGCACUCCAGGAGCCACUUGGGAGCAGGUUCCAGGUCCAGAAGCACUCCAGGAGCCACUUUGGGAGCAGGUUCCACGUCCAAACCAGCCCUGGGGGAGGCAGAGACUCUUUUUCUCAGCCUUGAGCUUUGAACUGUGCUGCCCCAGAACUGCUGUCCUGGCUCGCCCCCGGGGUGCUGAGGAGGUCCCAGCUGCUCAUCUCUGCUGUCACCAGGGACCAGGCCAGCAUCUGCUGCCUCUUUUGGUGCUGCAAACCCCUCUGAAGUCUUGACCAAAGCCUUCUGUGAGGGAGGGGGGGAAGGUAGGGGGGGUGGUUUAUUGCCCCUGAGACAACCAGCACAAUCCAGGCCUUUUAAAUUGUUUGUUUGUUUGGUGUUUUUUUUCCCUGUUGCAAAUUGUGGGUUUUGAAGACUUUUUCUAGACCUGCUGGAUCCAGUUGGCUGAGCUGGGAUCGGAGGGAGGAUCAGAACUGGUGGGGCCGGGUUUAACCCUCCAAAAAAUGGGAUGUUUUGGUCCUGUAACUCCCAGACAGAAGUGAAUGUUGCUGCUCUGAUGCUGCAGCUGUGGAGGAACCCAGGGCUGGAAGAGCAGCCACACCGUGGGCUUUUGCUUCUCUUUUUUUUAUUUUUACUCAAUGGUACUUGGGGGCAAUGGAAUGGUCAAUCAGGAGCAGAAUUUUGGAAACUUCUCGACUCGUUACCAUUUUAUACUGUUGUUUACUCUUAUCUCCGAUUAAAAGUUGCUUCAGAA
Messenger RNA from Manacus vitellinus (golden-collared manakin), 2152 nucleotides. RefSeq names its product ceramide synthase 5 (gene CERS5). The transcript is spliced from 10 exons. Gene Ontology annotation, cellular component: membrane. NCBI's taxonomy places the organism in Eukaryota, Metazoa, Chordata, Aves, Passeriformes, Pipridae. Gene Ontology annotation, molecular function: sphingosine N-acyltransferase activity; DNA binding. Gene Ontology annotation, biological process: ceramide biosynthetic process. The record is from RefSeq and is a predicted model, not a curated record.